Messenger RNA from Branchiostoma floridae (Florida lancelet), 2620 nucleotides. RefSeq lists its product as uncharacterized. The coding region runs from base 246 to 2177 and encodes 643 amino acids. NCBI's taxonomy places the organism in Eukaryota, Metazoa, Chordata, Leptocardii, Amphioxiformes, Branchiostomatidae. The record is from RefSeq and is a predicted model, not a curated record. The transcript has 10 exons.
GCCUCUGCGAAACCGCACAGAGACAAGAGUGACACGCCAUUUUCACUGCGACGCUCUCGGACUAUGAAGUUCCCUCGCACGCUUUCUUUUGUUUCUUCGCACCAUUAGUUUUUUCGCACCCUUGUUUUGUAAGCUUACAGAGAAACAUAUUUCUGAGGCGUUUUCAGGAAGUUUAAAGAGUCUAUAUUCUAUAGGAGAAGGGCAUCAUUUUGGUGGCAAAAUAGAGAUUAGGUGAACGUCACAGAAUGAGUCGCCAGGCGCCCGUCAGCAGCUCGAGCACGAGCGCCCCCAGCCGAGUCGUGGCGGCACCGCACUACGCCCGGCUGCAGCACGCCAGCGGACAUGUCCGCCCGAGUAUGGGAUACUGUGUGGCAGGGCCGCAAUGGCAGUAUGUCUCUAAUCAUCCGGUUUAUCCAAGCGUCCAACCCUAUGCGCAGCCGUACGUGGUGCAGCACCCCCUUGCUCACCCUCACCACCACCCUCACCCAAACCCCCAUGCAGAGCCUUACGUGGUCCGUCAGCCGAUUUUCCAGCCUCACUACCAUCCCUCAGUGGUGCCUCAGGGAUGUGUCAUUGCUGCCCCUACGUACGUCAAACCCACAACAGCAGUUCACCGACCCAGUCAGCAGGCCGUCCAUGCUGCAUCAGCAUCAUCAUCAUCAACAACAACAGCGGAAGCAGACGACUCCACUAAACAGAAGAGCCAGGCGUCUCCCAAAGUUGAUGACGACCCUGCAGUUAUCAAGAUCUUGCGGAGGGAGGAGACGAAACCACUGCAGGAGACCAAGACUAGUGAUCCGGUUCUACCACCACAGAUCAUCAUAACUGACAAGGAACCCUUACGGUUGGAUGACGCUGCCAAACGCACAUCCACCCCUUCCGUCAUAUCAGACGACACAGGGUUUGACUCAGCCAGCCAGAAGACGUCCGAAAGCGGUGAGGACAGAAACGCGGACUACCUUGACAUCGUUCACAACCUCAUAGAGAAGAUAGAACUCGAUCAAGGAGCCAGGAAAGCGCAAGACGACACCGAAUACAACGCAGAGGGCGUGCCAAUCUCCAUCGACAACUCCUACUCUAAUAUACAAUUCUCCCCAAACAAAGCCCCGAGUCUGUUCGGUCGCGCGUUCCGUCUUUCGGGGAGAUGCAAACCUAAGAAGAAAUCGCCAGUCAAACGGACGAAGGGAUUCGGCGCUCCUCCGAAAACAUCCGAGGCCGCGACGAAGAAUCCCGACGUCGAGGCGAAGACUUCCGAGGACGACAGUUGGGUUGAGGGAGAUGAUAACCCGAACCCUGUGUUGGCCUAUCAGAUCACAGAACCGACGUUCGAUUUCGACAGGGCGAGGCAGGAGGCUGAGAGGAGGGCGACAGAACGUGAGCUAAUGGAGAAUGACGAGGCACCGCCUUACCAUGGGAAGCGAUGGAGGCGAAAAUCAAAGCAGCCAAACAGACAACAACCUAUGUACAAGGCCUGGCAAGCUUUCAAGAAGCCCUUCAAGAACAGGAACCAGAGCCAGAGGGGCGAUGGCGACAGUUACUAUGGCAACCAAAAUGUCAACAAAAACUCCAGUGCUUUUUGGCAACGGGGUCGUACUCGGCGACGACACAACACAUUUGGGUCACAGAGACACCUGGCGGACCAACUCAAACUGCACCAGGACGGGCGUGUCGAAGGAACCUAUUCAGUCGACCCUCGCGGCGCAUGCGUCAACUUGAGCUUAAACAUCUCAAUACCAAACAAGAAAAAGAUUAUGUCGGCUGAGGCUGACCUUGAUGAAUCCCGAGGGACGAUGUUCGACGAUGAUGACGUAGCCGAGCCCGAAGUGCCCCCGAUGAUGAACGAGAACAUACCGAGCUCGAAACGACGCUCCCGACGCACGACUUCCGAGCCGAGGCGGCGUAAGAACUCGUAUCUACGGCCGAACGGCUACGAAGGUGCCAGACAACCCGGACAAGAUGACUACGAUGAGUGGGUCCAUGCAGGUGGAAUGGUGUCUGGAAAAUGGGGAGUCGUACCAAGGCGAGAACGCCUGCGCAGGACUAGCAGCCGCAAUGAAUUGUGGGUGGAUGACAACCCCUCUGCCUAUGACGUAGCCUGUGUGGGUGCACGUCAGGACGCACUGCGCAAGCGUCAGGCUACAGGUACACGUCAGCGGCUGGGCUCCAAUCAUGCAUAAAUUAUGAUAAUUCACGCAUAGAUAUCAGACUCAGACUACAAUAAGGAUUUGAACUUGAGCAAUGGUGAAAAUAAUCAAGAUCUAAUGUAUCUAAAGUUAACAGCGAUUUUUGAAAAAAUGAAUAUUGAAUGAUUGUGUAUCUUUCUGAAUUGUUCUCUUUGCACACACUAUCUAUAAUUAAAUCUUUAUCUCUAUGUAAUUGUUAUGUAAAGAAAAUGAAAUGAUCACAAAUUCUAGUGUUCGUUUUUGAACUUUAAUGCUCGAAAAUGUGUGUCCAAUGUGAAUAUAGAAAUGUUAUGUGUCUAAAGGAUUGCACUGUGGUAUAAUUGAUAUGUACCAUUAUUUAUUAAAUCAUAAUUCACUUUUGAAAUGCACAAAAAUAGUUCUGGUUUAUAUUCAUGUUGAUUAUAAUGUGCGGAUUGAAAUAAAGAUGUCAAUCUUUA